Molecule: messenger RNA, 471 nt
Organism: Aphidius gifuensis
Lineage: Eukaryota; Metazoa; Arthropoda; Insecta; Hymenoptera; Braconidae
Gene: Pa1
Product: PAXIP1-associated glutamate-rich protein 1
Exons: 3
Coding region: 1-471 (156 amino acids)
Source: RefSeq, a predicted model, not a curated record
AUGGAAAUGAACGAAGAGGAUUGGUGUGUUGAGUGUUCUGAUGAUGAAAAAUAUGAAAAUGAUCCAAAGGAAGGAUGGUCAUUGAAGCCAGAUGACAUUGUUAAUGUUAUUAAUAAAUUAGAAUGUAACAAUCAUAUUUUGGAGUUGGAAUGGAAAUGUCCUGGUAGACGUCCAUUGUCACCAGUGCCAUCAAACAAUCAUCAACAAGAUCAUUUGCCUGAAUUUCUUGAUUCAUUGGUAGCUGAUGAAAAAGAUGAUUUUGAUUUUAUGGAUGAAAUGUCAUCACCAAGAUUACCAGUCAGAAGAAUUGGUGAAUCAACACCAAAAGGUAGUGCUAAAAAAAAAACAGCAAGUUUUACUGGUGUUGUGACAAAUUUACUACGUCAAAGACGAUUUGAACAACAAGAAAUUAAUUCAAAUCCUAAAAAAAAUGAUUCAAUUACACCUUGUAUGAAACCGCAAUCAACGUAA